Messenger RNA from Gossypium raimondii (Peruvian cotton), 1470 nucleotides. RefSeq lists its product as uncharacterized. NCBI's taxonomy places the organism in Eukaryota, Viridiplantae, Streptophyta, Magnoliopsida, Malvales, Malvaceae. Gene Ontology annotation, molecular function: S-adenosylmethionine-dependent methyltransferase activity. The record is from RefSeq and is a predicted model, not a curated record. Bases 1 to 1470 code for a protein of 489 amino acids. The transcript has a single exon.
AUGGAACAAAAGUUGAGCCUUUUGAGGAAUAUUGUGGCAUAUGUUCUUUUAUUUGGUAUAUUGGUGACGGUGAUCAGAUUUGCCUACGUUGUCACCACCAUCGGUGAGUCCUGUAAUCUCUACAACUUUUGCUUCUUCAAAAACAAUGUCGCUCCCCAAUCUAAUCCUCACAACCAGCUCUAUGCUAGCAGAGAAUGGGAUAAGGCUAUCCAUUUCUAUUCUUCAAUUUUCCAAGAUAUGAUUUCCAAGGGUUAUCUCUCGCCUCAUUCCAAGUCUCUCUGCGUUGAGGCUCCUAAUGGACAUGAAGUUUUCGCUUUGAAGAAGAUUGGAGUGGAGGACUCCAUUGGGAUUUUCAGGAAAGCGGCUAAACCUUUGGUUAUUAGAGGGGAGGAUGAUCGAAUACCAUUCGAUGAUAAUACAUUUGACUUCAUAUUCUCUGGUGGUGCCCGUAUCGAAAUGUCAGCUCGACCCUUUGAUUUUGCAUCAGAAAUCGUUCGGGCCUUAAAACCUCAAGGGUUUGCAGUGUUCCACGUCAAGGCGAAUGAUACAUAUAGUCUGAAUUCUUUUCUUGAUUUGUUCCAUUCUUGCAAAUUGAUUAAAGUGCUUGACAUUGAUGGCUUCAAUCCAUCAAUGCCAUAUAUUAGAGAAAUUGUAUUGAAAAAAGCGAAUCAUGGGUAUAGAAAGAUACCUGGUGAUGAUUCUAAGAACUGCUCCUUUCAAGCUCAUAAGCAAGAACUAGUCCAGAAGGCGGAGCCAUUGAUUGAGGAAGAGCCCUUGAAGCCAUGGAUUACCUUGAAAAGGAAUAUCAAGAACGUAAAGUACUUUUCAUCCAUGGUUGAUAUAAGUUUCAAGAAUAGGUAUGUUUAUAUUGAUGUUGGGGCUAGGAAUUACGGUUCUAGUAUUGGAAGUUGGUUCAUGAAACAAUAUCCCAAACAGGGUAAAAGCUUUCAUGUCUAUGCUAUUGAGGCUGACAAAGCUUUUCAUAAACAAUAUGCAUCGAAGAAGAAGGCGGUUACGUUGUUACCAUAUGCAGCUUGGGUCAGGAAUGAGACAUUGUCUUUUGAGAUUAACGACGGCCCUGCACAAGAAAAAGUGAAUAAGACUAAGAAUAAAGGCAGAGGGAUGGGCAGAAUUCAACCUGUGAAAUCAAGUAGAGGUGAAUUUAACAGUGAGGUGAAUGAGAUUCAAGGGUUUGAUUUUGCAGAAUGGUUGAAGAGCACUUUUACAAAGAGAGAUUUCGUGGUGAUAAAGAUGGAUGUUGAAGGAACUGAAUUCGACUUGAUUCCAAAGUUGUUUGAAACGGGAGCAAUCUGCCUGAUCGAUGAGAUUUUUCUUGAAUGCCAUUACAAUAGGUGGCAGAGAUGUUGCCCUGGUCAAAGGAGUACAAAAUAUAAAAAGCAUUACCGCCAUUGCUUAGAGCUGUUUACUUCUCUCAGAAAAAAUGGAGUCCUUGUUCAUCAGUGGUGGUAA